Messenger RNA from Gorilla gorilla gorilla (western lowland gorilla), 5363 nucleotides. RefSeq names its product ZFP62 zinc finger protein (gene ZFP62). The record is from RefSeq and is a predicted model, not a curated record. The transcript has 2 exons. Gene Ontology annotation, cellular component: PcG protein complex; nucleus; chromatin. The coding region runs from base 1581 to 4184 and encodes 867 amino acids. Gene Ontology annotation, molecular function: RNA polymerase II cis-regulatory region sequence-specific DNA binding; DNA-binding transcription factor activity, RNA polymerase II-specific. Lineage: Eukaryota; Metazoa; Chordata; Mammalia; Primates; Hominidae. Gene Ontology annotation, biological process: regulation of transcription by RNA polymerase II.
CUCGGGAGGCUGAGGCAGGAGAAUCGCCUGAACCUGGGUGGUGGAGGCUGCAGUGAGCUGAGACGUGCCAUUGCACUCCAGCCUGGGCAACAGAGCAAGAGUCAGUCUCAAAAAAACAACAACAACAAAAAAAAGUUCUAAUAUAGCCACAAUGCCAUUAUUAUACCAGCCUAAAUUAGCUCUGAUUCCUUGAUAUUAUCUAACAGAGGUGGGCACACUGCUGGGCUUGUGGACUGUUUUUGUAUGGCCUACAAACUAAGAAUGAUUUUUACACUUUUAAAGGAAUGCUUAAACAAAAAUAGUACUCAGCAGUUCUGUGUGGCCCACAAAGCCUAAAAUAUAUGCUACCUGGUUCUUACAGAAAAUGUUUGCCAACUCCAGUUUAAUAAAAUAAGUAAUUUUUCCAAAACGCAUAUCCAGGUUUGCUACUCCUUUGCCCGAAGCUCCCGAGGAUCAAGUCUGGACUCCUUAUGGUUGCAGCCCUUGUCUUUGUCUACCUGUCUGAUUUUCCCUUUGCCUGCCCCAGAUGUCUUCAGGGGGUUGAACACCAGUUCCUCUGUACCUGCUCUUCCCUUGGCACUCUUCUCUUCCUGAAGCUAUUCCUGUAGUCCAUCCCCCCUUUCCCACCCUCCAUGUCCUGUAUUUGCCUCUCUUUUUUUUUUUUUUUUUCACAUUGUCUUGCUCUGUCACCCAGGCUGGAGUGCAGUGGCAUGAUCUCAGCUCACUGCAGGCUCGCCUCCCAGGUUCAUGCCAUUCUCCUGCCUCAGCCUCCCUAGUAGCUGAAGCUACAGGCGCCCACCACCAUGCCCGGCCAAUUUUUUGUAUUUUUAGUAGAGAUGGGGUUUCACGGUGUUAGCCAGGAUGGUCUCGAUCUCCUGAUCUCAUGAUCUGCCCGCCUCAGCCUCCCAAAGUGCUGGGAUUACAGGCGUGAACCACCGUGCCUGGCCGCCUCUGUCAUUUUUAUCAUAUGGUUAUUUUCCUACCAGACUCUCCUACUAGUCUGCAGGCGCCUUGAUGGCAGGGCCUUGUCAUAUCCAUGUCUUUGGAUAGGAAUAGCCCGGGGCCUGGAAAACAAACAGGAUGCAGAUAAUAGUCUAAGUUCCUUGGGCAACACUUAGCCUCAGAAAUAACUGAUACCCUAGAAUGCAUCUCCAGUAUUGUUUAUAAGGAUAACUUAAUUAUCCUUAUGUGUUACAUUCUUUGUAUUGUCUUUAUGUUUUAGCAGCAUUUACUCUAGUGCUGUCUUGGUGCUUUUCUGCCUGUGUUUUUGAUGGAUCUUAGUAUUGAUUAACAUAGAUUUCAUUUCAAGCCAUCUAUUUUCAUUGAAGAUGCAUGUUUAUGUUAAUCCAUUUUGAUUUCACUCAAGAAGAGGAUUGGAUGAACUACAUCAGGUGACGGGACAUCAUGCGCCCCAACCCAAACAGAGGGGUUCUAAGCAGAGCCAGAACAGGGAGGCCCCUGGCCUUCACCUAGGUUAGAGAGUGUCACAUUUGAAGACGAGCACUGAGGAUGAGGAACCAACUGAAGAAUAUGAAAAUGUUGGAAAUGCAGAAUCUAAGUGGCCAAAAGUGGAGGAUCCUAUGCCUGAAUCUAAGGUUGGUGACACAUGUGUUUGGGAUAGCAAGGUAGAGAAUCAACAGAAAAAGCCUGUGGAAAACAGAAUGAAGGAAGACAAAAGCAGCAUCAGGGAAGCAAUCAGCAAAGCCAAGAGUACAGCAAAUAUAAAGACAGAACAGGAAGGUGAGGCAUCUGAGAAGAGCUUGCAUCUGAGCCCACAGCAUAUCACACACCAGACUAUGCCUAUAGGGCAGAGAGGCAGUGAGCAAGGCAAACGUGUGGGGAACAUUAAUGGAACCUCCUACCCUAGUCUACAGCAGAAAACCAAUGCUGUUAAGAAAUUACAUAAAUGUGAUGAAUGUGGGAAAUCCUUCAAAUAUAAUUCCCGCCUUGUUCAACAUAAAAUUAUGCACACUGGGGAAAAGCGCUAUGAAUGUGAUGACUGUGGAGGGACUUUCCGGAGCAGCUCGAGCCUUCGGGUCCACAAACGGAUCCACACUGGGGAGAAGCCGUACAAGUGUGAGGAAUGUGGGAAAGCCUACAUGUCCUACUCCAGCCUUAUAAACCACAAAAGCACCCAUUCUGGGGAGAAGAACUGUAAAUGUGAUGAAUGUGGAAAAUCCUUCAAUUAUAGCUCUGUUCUGGACCAGCAUAAAAGGAUCCACACUGGGGAGAAGCCCUAUGAAUGUGGUGAGUGUGGGAAGGCCUUCAGGAACAGCUCUGGGCUCAGAGUCCACAAAAGGAUCCACACGGGGGAGAAGCCCUAUGAAUGCGACAUCUGUGGGAAAACCUUCAGUAACAGCUCUGGCCUUAGGGUCCACAAAAGGAUCCACACGGGUGAGAAACCUUACGAAUGUGAUGAGUGUGGGAAGGCCUUCAUUACUUGUAGAACACUUCUCAACCAUAAAAGCAUCCACUUUGGAGAUAAACCCUAUAAAUGUGAUGAGUGUGAGAAAUCUUUUAAUUAUAGCUCUCUUCUCAUUCAGCAUAAAGUCAUCCACACUGGAGAGAAACCUUAUGAAUGUGAUGAAUGUGGGAAGGCUUUCAGGAACAGCUCAGGCCUCAUAGUGCAUAAAAGGAUUCACACAGGAGAGAAACCUUACAAGUGUGAAGUCUGUGGCAAAGCAUUCAGCUAUAGCUCAGGCCUCGCAGUCCAUAAAAGCAUUCACCCUGGGAAGAAAGCCCAUGAAUGUAAGGAGUGUGGGAAAUCCUUUAGUUAUAACUCACUACUUCUUCAACACAGAACUAUUCAUACCGGAGAGAGACCUUAUGUAUGUGAUGUGUGUGGGAAAACGUUCAGAAACAAUGCAGGCCUCAAAGUCCACAGGAGGCUCCAUACUGGGGAAAAACCAUAUAAGUGUGAUGUGUGUGGGAAAGCCUAUAUCUCACGCUCUAGCCUUAAAAAUCACAAAGGAAUCCACCUUGGGGAGAAGCCCUAUAAAUGUAGCUAUUGUGAGAAAUCCUUCAACUACAGCUCUGCCCUUGAACAGCAUAAAAGGAUUCAUACCAGGGAAAAACCCUUUGGGUGUGAUGAGUGUGGUAAAGCUUUCAGAAAUAAUUCUGGCCUUAAAGUACAUAAACGAAUCCACACUGGGGAACGACCUUACAAAUGUGAAGAAUGUGGGAAAGCAUACAUCUCUCUCUCGAGCCUUAUAAAUCAUAAAAGUGUACACCCUGGGGAGAAGCCCUUUAAGUGUGACGAGUGUGAGAAGGCCUUCAUCACAUACCGAACCCUUAUAAACCACAAAAAAGUUCAUCUUGGGGAGAAGCCCUACAAAUGUGAUGUGUGUGAGAAAUCUUUUAAUUACACAUCGCUCCUUUCUCAGCACAGAAGGGUCCACACUAGAGAGAAACCCUAUGAAUGUGACAGGUGUGAGAAGGUCUUCAGAAACAACUCAAGCCUUAAAGUUCAUAAAAGAAUCCAUACUGGGGAGAGGCCAUAUGAAUGUGAUGUGUGUGGAAAAGCCUACAUCUCACACUCAAGCCUUAUUAACCAUAAAAGUACCCACCCUGGCAAGACACCCCAUACAUGUGAUGAAUGUGGAAAAGCUUUUUUCUCAAGCAGAACUCUUAUAAGCCAUAAAAGAGUCCAUCUUGGGGAGAAACCCUUCAAGUGUGUUGAGUGUGGGAAAUCUUUCAGUUACAGCUCUCUCCUUUCUCAGCACAAGAGGAUCCACACAGGGGAGAAACCCUAUGUGUGUGAUAGGUGUGGGAAGGCCUUCAGGAACAGCUCAGGCCUCACAGUGCAUAAGAGGAUCCACACAGGUGAGAAACCCUAUGAAUGUGAUGAGUGUGGGAAGGCAUACAUCUCACACUCAAGUCUUAUCAAUCAUAAAAGCGUCCACCAGGGGAAGCAGCCCUAUAAUUGUGAGUGUGGGAAAUCCUUCAAUUAUAGAUCAGUCCUUGACCAGCACAAAAGGAUCCACACUGGAAAGAAGCCAUACCGAUGUAAUGAGUGUGGUAAGGCUUUUAAUAUCAGAUCAAAUCUCACCAAGCAUAAAAGAACCCAUAUUGGAGAGGAAUCUUUAAAUGUGAUAUAUGUGGGAACUUACAGUGGCACAUCCCAGAAGAGAACCUAUGAGGGAGGGAAUGCCCUGGAUGGGGGCAGGAUGAGGAUGCCUCUGUAGCAGGCAGAGCUUACCAAGUCUCUCCGAACUCAAAUGGAAGAAAUACCUUAUGAAUGUAAGAAUGUAGGGGGUCAUGGCUUGUAAUUUACACAGUGUAAAUGAAACCAUCCUAGAGGAUUAUGAGGAAUCCUUUCUAUGUGAUUUUCAAUCAUAGCGAGCAAGAAAGGCUCCAGUGUCAAGGUAGUUCAGCUCUUACAGGAUAUAAAACAGUCCAUACUUGAGAGAAAAACUUAGAUCUGAGUGAUGGAAUGUGAAGCAAAUCUUCAAAAUCAGUAGACAUUUCUGGACAUAAAACAGAUGAGGAAAGGACUUCAAUUAGAAGUUUCGUAAUCACCAUCAGAAAGUUCAUGUUUGGUAAAUUCUGUUACUAGAAAUGUAGGAAAUUCAGGUAUAGCUUUGAAUCCCAGUUACACAUUGGUCAGUGGGAAAACUAAGGGCCUCCAACAGGCAAAUUCAGGGAGGAUAGGUUUCAGGGAAUAUACAUUUAUUCAAUAUUAGUGGUCUUUAAGUGUAAACUUGAUGUAAUUGGUUUGGGAGGGGGCAGUGAUGAUGACUUCUGAAACAAAAUUUGGAUUUCCUUUUAGGAAAAGUAGAAAGCAUAGACUUAGAAGUCUAACAGGAGAUAGGAGAGAGUCACUCAUAAAAAAUGCAAAUUGAUGAACGUACUAUUGUGAUACAUUAGUUGAAUGGAUGAAACUUUUUUAAAGUUUCAGAUGAACUCCCAUAAUGAAUGAUGAAUUUGUGAUGAGGGAUAACCUGGAAGUGGUAUUCACACAUUGUGCUACAAUAAAAGGUUCUACCGUGGAGAGGAUUUUGACACAUUCAGUAACUAAUGGAACACACCGUCAACAUGAAUUUGCACCUUACAUGACAGAAGUGAUUCAGGGAUUCCUAUGAAUAGAAAUGCUGAGAAGGAACGCAUUUUAUUGCAGAAGCUAAAAAGCUAAAGUACCAGUCAUCUAGAGAGAAGGAAAUUAAUGUUUCUUAAUAAUCCUGUUAAAUGUUUGAUUGUUUUUGGAAUGUGUUAUUGUAAAGAUGUCAUGCAGGACAUGUAUAUGUUGUCUGUUGUAAAAUGUUAACGAAUACUUUGUUCAGGGCUCACUCUCUCUUUGUCAUGAAAGCCAGCUCCUUGUGGCGAGGUAAAGUGGAAUUCCAAUAAAGAAAUUCCUUAAAUCAAAA